UCCUUUUAACCUUGUUUCUCCACCCCGUGUUCGUGUUUGUGUUCUUCAUUUUGUCUCCACAAACAACCUCCAUAGUGAACCUCUGCAAAAUCUCGUAACCACACAUCAUGAACCUCCACGAAAUUGCCCCACCUCAAAACCACUAUGAAUCCCUUAUUAUUCGUUGUCUUUCCUCCCUUUUGCAACCUCCAUCAUACCUGCAAACAGACCCAAAACCCAAACAACAACAAAUUAGAUUCAAAUUAAUUUGAAACCCUCAAAACAGAAAACACAACUUUGUCAUCAUGAUUUUGGUUCGGAAAGUGAUGGCCGCCAUGCACCCAUCAAGCAAGACCGUCAUGCGCUGGUUUCCAUCGUCGACAUAUGGCAAAUGGCAGCCACCAUCGACGUUGUGCCCACACCUACCAUGAACUGCCAUUAAAACGAGGAGAGAGAAAUCAUUUUCAUGUUUGGAUAUGGUUUCAUUUUGUAAAGAUUUAGUUUCAAUUUGUGCAUAUUUGGUUUCGUUUUGUGCAUAUUUGAUUUCAUUUUGUACAGAUCUAGUUUCAUUUUUUGCGGAUUUGGUUUCCUUUUUUGUGGAUCUGAUUUUUUUUUUUCCGUUAAAAGUGAUUCUUUACCAUCUUGAGAUCAACAGGGUUCAAACAUUAGGAGACCCUCCUUCGAUCUCUAGCGGGCAAUGAUUGACCUCAAUUUUGUGGUUGAACGUAGCCAAUUUUAUCGCUUGAGAAUCGAUGUUGGCGAUGGAAUGGAGAUCAACGUGGCUUUCGAUGGUGGCAUGUCCCUUGAAGGGAAGAAGACCCAACUUGGGGUGUGUAGAAACAUGCUUAAAAGGGGCAAUCAUGAGUGACGAAGGAGAAAGGACUUGUCCUCUCUGUGCUGAAGAGAUGGAUUUGACAGAUCAGCAGUUGAAACCAUGCAAAUGUGGUUAUCAGAUAUGUGUCUGGUGUUGGCAUCACAUACUGGAAAUGGCUGAGAAGGAUGACACAGAGGGACGAUGCCCUGCAUGUCGUUCUCCAUAUGAUAAGGAAAAGAUUGUUGGGAUGGCUGCAAACUGUGAGAGAUUGGUGGCUGAAGUUCAUAUGGAAAAAAAGGUGAAGAACCAGAAAGCAAAGUCAAAAUCUUCUGAAGCACGGAAGCAGCUCAGUAGUGUGCGAGUAAUUCAGCGGAAUCUGGUUUACAUAGUGGGAUUGCCUCUCAAUCUGGCAGACGAAGAUUUCCUCCAGCAGCGAGAAUAUUUUGGUCAGUAUGGAAAGGUCUUAAAAGUGUCAAUGUCUCGGACUACAGCUGGUGUUGUUCAGCAGUUUCCAAACAAUACAUGUAGUGUAUAUAUUACUUACUCGAAGGAAGAAGAAGCAAUUCGAUGCAUUCUAAAUGUGCAUGGAUUCGUUUUGGAGGGUAGACCUUUAAGGGCUUGUUUUGGAACCACUAAAUAUUGUCAUGCAUGGCUCAGAAACAUGCCUUGCAGCAAUCCAGAUUGUCUAUAUCUUCAUGAGAUUGGCUCUCAAGAGGAUAGUUUCACAAAAGAUGAAAUAAUUUCAGCAUACACUAGAAGUCAUGUUCAACAAAUUACUGGUGCUGCAAACAAUAUACAACGACAAGCAGGGAAUGUAUUGCCUCCUCCAUUGGAUGAUUGCAUGGAUAAUUCAUCAGGAAAACCAAUUGUGAAAAAUUCAUCAAGUACCUCUGUUAGCAUUGUAAGAAGUUCACCUCCUAAUGGAACUUCUGGGAGACCUAUAGCUCUUUCUGCGGUUGCAUGGGGUACACGGGCUACAAAUUGUCAGCCAGCUGCUGAUGGUUUAUUAUGUCCAAAUGGACUGUCCAGGCCUAAACCUGAUACAAUCAGCAGCAGCCUACCCUUUUCCUCUGCUGUUGCAUGCACAAUUCAGGCUUCAUUAAAUAGUGAUGUGACAAAGAGGCCACUGUUGAGUGAUGGGAGUCGUAGUAUGACACCUCAAGUAAAAAAUGAAUUAUUGAAACCUGUUGAACAAAAUAGAAGCAUGGAUAUCCUGGAUAGUGCUGGUGAAAGAACUUUGGUUUCUGAUGUUUCUCUUUCAGCUGUUAAAUUGAACAACCAGUUGUCUUCUCUACCAUUAGCCGGAGAUAGUGGUAGAGGCAGCUUUACUGCAACUAACACAACUAGUUCAAUUGACAUCACUCGACAACCAUUAAGCUUUGGUCCUGAGGAAGCAGUUAUAUCUACCUGUGAAGAGAUUGAGAAUUUGUCCUGCGAGUUUUCUUCUGUUUACAUUGAUAGAAAUGCCCAAAAUAAACACUACAGCCUAUCCAUACCUAGCAGCUCACCUGAUAAUGUGUUGGUUAAAUCUAUGCAAUCUCAAGAAUUGCAGUAUAAUACUGACAAAUUGAAAGAUUUAAUGAUUAAAAAUGCAGACAGUAAAGCUGCUGCAUUAUAUAAUGAGGUUUGUAAUUUAAAGGAACAGUGUGAUUUGUCAUUGGAUUCUCAAUCUCAAGUAGUAUCAGCUAAUACUGAAGUGGAAGAUGAUGUAACAACUUUUGAUAAUCAGAGACUUAAGGAUCCAGAAGUUAUUGGUUCUUAUUUGCCCGAGUCAGCCAGUUUCCUUCAUGUCUCAAAUCAUUCUAGUCCUCUUCUUCUGCAGUGUGGUGACCCAUGUAAUGUUGUAAAUGCUGGUUUUUUAGAUGCCAAUGAUAAAGUUGAGGAUAACUCACUAUUACAUGCACAUAACAUAUGCAAUGGAUAUUCUGAUGAGAUCAGUACCAGUUCUUAUUGGUUCCGCCAUGAUGCAAGCAAUGAGCACCACAUUGGAAGAUUAGUUAGUGAUGCAGUUAAUAUUGGAAGUGAUGCUGUUAUGGACAAGGGUGAGAGUAGUAUAAUUUCAAAUAUAUUAUCGAUGGAGUUUGAUGCCUGGGAUGACUCGCUGGCAUCACAUGAGAGUUUGACCAAGUUGUUGGGUGACAACACUGACAGCCAGAAUGGUCCGUUAAAAAAAUCUAGUUCUAGGAAAGUUCAAAGUAACAAUCAAUCAAGAUUUUCUUUUGCAUGGCAGGAGGAAUCCAAAUUCCAAGCCAAUGUACCUCCAUCUUCUGGUGCUACCCAGCCAUUUCCAAAGAAUGGCUCACUCAUCCAGGAUUUUGUGGAAAGAGACUUUUCUUUGAACAAGCUGGGUUUUGCAAAUGGCUUCCCCUCCAAUAACCUCAAGGAAUCUGGAAAUCUUGGCAGUGGUCAUUUCAUUGCUUCAAACAAUAAGCUUUCAGCUGUUUCAAGAGCACAAAUUUCAGCACCGCCAGGAUUCUCUGUUCCGAACAGGGCACCACCUCCUGGUUUCUCUUCAGUUGAGAGAAUGGGGCAGGCUUUUGACUCCCUCUCUGGGAAUUCAUUGCUGGACCCUUCUUUCUUACUGAGAAAUUCUUAUCAAACACCCUCAAAUGGAAAUAUUGGUGGUCCAGGUGACGUUGAAUUUAUGGAUCCUGCUAUUUUGGCAGUUAGUAAAGGCCCUGAACAGUUUAACUACUUUGAAAAUGAGGCCAGAGUUCAAUUAUUGAUGCAAAGAUCUCCCUCACCACAGCAAGACCUUCGAUUUUCUGAAAUUGGGAAUUCCUUUUCUCAGUUUGGUGAUUCUUAUGGCAUUUCUUCAAGGUUAAAUCAAUCACAAGUUAGUAAUCUGGCUUCAUUUCCUCAGUUAUCUCUGCAGCAGUCUAGAAAUGCAGUCUUGUCAAAUGGCCAAUUGGAUGGGCGGAAUGGAAAUGGUCUGGGUGUGGCAGAGCUUUUGAGAAAUGAAAGACUUGGAUUUAACAAGUUUUAUAGAGGAUAUGAUGAUUCAAAAUAUCGGAUGCCUAAUUCUAUGGAUGUGUUCAACAGGACAUUUGGGAUUUGAGAUUGUUGGGUAUAUUGGCCAUGGUAAAGCCAAGUCAGAAAUAAACAAACAGAAUUUUUCUGCAUUGCCAAAGGUGAUGGGGAUGGCUCAUGACAUAACCUGUCUAUUGGGCUACGAAAGGAUGAAACUCUCGCUUAUAGCUGCAGCUGGUUACUGUUCUUGAUUUGCAGAAGCAAGCUGCGUUGAGAUUUAAGAAAUCAAUCAUGGAUCGGAAAGUAUUUGGCAGGUAGAUCUUAGUUGAGUGGUUUCUCUUAGUACAGAACAUGGAAACCUGUUGAUCGAUCGACUAUCAAAUAAUCUCUCCUAUUUUGUUAAUGAUAUUUUUUCUUUUACCGAUAUUGUGGAUAUAGAUAGAGGUUUGAUUAUUUUUUAAUAUGUAUAUUUUGUAUGAAAUACGUCACUUUUUAAAGUUGGAAAUCCCUUCUGAUAUGUGUAUGAAAGAGAUCUUUUACUAAUGUUGGUUCUUUGUGCAUAAUUUUUAUAAUGCCGGUUAUAUUAUA
Molecule: messenger RNA, 4351 nt
Organism: Glycine soja
Lineage: Eukaryota; Viridiplantae; Streptophyta; Magnoliopsida; Fabales; Fabaceae
Exons: 14
Coding region: 732-3851 (1039 amino acids)
Biological process (GO): protein ubiquitination
Cellular component (GO): CCR4-NOT complex
Molecular function (GO): ubiquitin-protein transferase activity; RNA binding
Source: RefSeq, a predicted model, not a curated record